Messenger RNA from Malus domestica (apple), 1116 nucleotides. RefSeq lists its product as uncharacterized. The record is from RefSeq and is a predicted model, not a curated record. Lineage: Eukaryota; Viridiplantae; Streptophyta; Magnoliopsida; Rosales; Rosaceae.
CAAAGUCGUCACUCUAUUUCGGAAGAUGUCGUCUAGUUUUUCUUUGAAAAGUACGACGCCGCGCCGGCGCGGAAAGUAAUUUCAAAGCAAAGCGCCGUCGUCUUAUGCACUAAAGCGCCCAGAGAUGGUAGUAGCUUCGUAGCAGUGCAAAAAUGGCGUCCGCGACAAAACUUCUUUCUCCGUUUCGGAAAUCCCUAAGUUCACUAAUCUCUUCCCGCUCCUCAAUCUCUCCUUCCAGGCAAUUCUAUUAUGCCAAGUUUGAACCAGUACUGCGGAAUCGCGCCUCAACGUUUCAUCGUUACUUCAAUUUGCAAAACAAUUCUCUUGAGAAAUUCUGGUUUUCAGGAAGUAAGUUGAGAUACGGAAGCAUUCUUGGUGUGACGGUUUUGUUUUGGUCAGUCAGCUUCUUGCCAAAUGCUGCAUAUGCUGUGGAAGGCCAGGAUAUGUUGGUGAAUGAUCAUAAUUUGGGAGCGCCGGGUGCUUUGGAUGUGGAGGAAGAUAGAAGGGAAUUCAGGAAGUUUAUGAGGAAAUUAUGGCUGCCUUUCUUUUUUUGUAUUACUGCGUUGGCGUGCUGGGAUCAUCAUAUUACACCGCUUGGAUUGAAGCUUGCUCUUUUCCUCCUGAGCACCAAGCCUAAUCCUUUGUCAGUUUAUGUUUUUGUGGAAGAGUUAUGUCAUCGGCUCAAGCGCAAAGAUCCUUGCUUGCAUAACAAGCCAUUGUUCGCGCAUAAGGUUGAAGUUGAAGACUUUAAGCUUCUAUGUCUUGCUAAAGUUGAAGUGCAAGACCAGAAGUUCACUUUGGUUGGAAUUCUUGGUGGUUGGUGGCAUGUGCCAACUUUGGACGCAAUCAAGGAUCAUCUUGUAUGUUCUCAUAAAGCGGUCACUAAAGCAUAUACUUGAAAGGAAAGAAAACCGUGUAAGUUCAGUGUCGUUUUAUCGAGCUUCAUUCAACAUUUUUCUGGUUUUCUUCCACCCCCUCCCCCAAGUGCAUAGAAAAAUUCAGUGCAACGAAAGAGGUGGUAUGCCAACUAUAGUAUAGUAGCUGCCAAAUUGUAGUCUUAUUCAGUACUUUUAGAACAACAAUCUACCCAUAAAUGAAGGCCAGUCAUAUUCUGCA